Molecule: messenger RNA, 438 nt
Organism: Chironomus riparius
Lineage: Eukaryota; Metazoa; Arthropoda; Insecta; Diptera; Chironomidae
Source: the annotation of a GenBank genome assembly
AUGCCAAUUGUUAAUAAUUUUUUGUGUUUUGAUCUUCCAACCGGCGGUUACGCGAUUGGAUUUUUUGGAUUGUUCAUUAGCACAGGCUUAAUUGCACUUGCUGGAUAUCACAUGUUGCAUGUUAAUGAUAUGAUCUUAUUCACAGUAUCCGGUGCUGAAAUUGUUGUAUUCACAAUUUACUUAAUCACAUCAAUUACAUUAAUCAUUGGAACCAGCAAGCGCAACACAAAAGUCGUCUUUCCAUCGCUGAUCUCAUCAUUCCUUGUCAUAAUCUCAGUCGUCAUGAAUCUUGUCCUUUUAAAUUGGCAAUACAUUCCAUUUGGAAUUUAUCUCAUUUAUUCACUAGUUUGUAUUCUGUCAUUGUGUCAAUUAUUCAGAGAUGAAGAUGUAAGGAAGAGGGUUCAAGGAUAUCAUCCAACGAGGACGGUUGAAGCUUAG